GGCGGGUCCGUGCCGGGCCGGCGGCGGCGGGCGGCGAAUGGCGGCGGCUCCGACGCGGAAGAAGCCGGGAGCGGCUGCCGCUCCUUGCGCCACGCUCUGAGCCCGGUGCCGGCCGGGAUGGCGGACGGCGGAGCCCCGCGGGGGACGCGACGCUGAGCGGCGGCUCGGCCGUGUUCUGAUCUGCUUUCCCAAGUGAGUGUGGUGUGGCCGAGGCCAGCAUUUAACAAUGAGUGGUGCAGCGUUGGGCCUUGAGAUAGUGUUUGUAUUUUUCCUGGCCUUAUUCCUACUUCACCGGUAUGGAGACUUCAAGAAACAGCAUAGGCUGGUGAUCAUAGCAACAUUAUUGGCUUGGUAUCUCUGCUUCCUGAUUGUAUUCAUACUGCCUCUGGAUGUCAGUACGACUAUUUAUAAUCGAUGCAAGCUUGCGGUUAACUCCAGUCCUGCAGAAAGCAAUGGCUCUUACGUUACUCUUGCUCCAAGCAAGCAAAAAUGUUUCAAACCAUGGAGUUAUAUUCCUGAUGGAAUUAUGCCAAUUUUCUGGCGUGUUGUAUAUUGGACAUCUCAGUUUUUAACAUGGAUUCUGCUACCUUUCAUGCAGUCAUAUGCUAGAUCAGGAGGGUUCUCCAUCACUGGAAAGAUAAAAACUGCUUUGAUUGAGAAUGCCAUCUAUUAUGGCACUUACUUGCUGAUUUUUGGAGCAUUUCUAAUAUAUGUGGCUGUAAACCCAAACUUCAAUUUACAAUGGAACCAGCUUCAGACUAUUGGAAUAGCUGCUGCAAACACAUGGGGUCUGUUCCUUCUUGUUUUGCUUUUGGGUUAUGGUUUGGUGGAAAUCCCUCGUUCUCACUGGAAUGGGGCCAAGAGGGGUUAUCUUCUCAUGAAGACUUACUUCAAAGCUGCCAAACUGAUGACUGAAAAAGCAGAUGCAGAGGAGAAUUUAGAGGAUAUUAUGGAGGAAGUCCGUAAAGUAAGUGAGAGUAUCAAAUAUAACCACCCUUUGAGGAAAUGUGUUGAUACAAUACUGAAAAAGUGCCCUACUGAGUACCAGGAAAGAAUGGGCAGGAACAUGGAUGAUUAUGAAGAUUUUGAUGAAAGACAGAACAGUUAUCCCAGUGAAAAAAGUUUGGCCAAACUUCACAAGCAGGUAAUCUAUUCAGUGCAGAGACAUCGUCGUACACAGGUCCAGUGGCAAAUUCUUCUAGAGCAAGCAUUUUACCUGGAAGAUGUGGCAAAAAAUGAAAGCAGUGCAACUCGACAGUUUGUUCAUACCUUUCAUUCCCAGGAACCAGAAAAUAAAAUUAUUCAGUAUUUCUACACGCCAACGGUUGAGUGGUACUGGGAGUGCCUUCUCCGACCAUGGUUUUACAGAGUGCUUGCAGUUGUGCUGGCCACGUUCUCUGUAAUAGUUGUGUGGUCAGAGUGCACAUUCUUCAGCACAAAACCAGUUCUGUCACUAUUUGCGGUUUUCAUACAGCUGGCAGAGAAGACAUAUAAUUAUAUAUACAUAGAGAUGGCCUGUUUUCUUACCAUCUUUUUCUUAAGUAUCUGUGUUUACUCUACUGUCUUCAGGAUCCGUGUAUUUAACUAUUAUUACUUAGCUUCACAUCAUCAGACAGAUGCAUACAGUCUCCUUUUCAGUGGCAUGUUAUUUUGCCGUCUUACUCCACCAUUGUGCUUGAACUUUCUGGGCUUGACCCAUAUGGAUGCAACAAUCUCUCACAAAAAGACUCAGCCAACUGCUUAUACAUCUAUAAUGGGAUCCAUGAGAGUGCUGUCCUUCAUUGCAGAUGGAUUCUAUAUAUACUACCCAAUGCUUGUUGUUAUUCUCUGUAUUGCUACAUACUUCAGUUUAGGAACUCGUUGUUUGAAUCUUUUGGGAUUCCAGCAGUUCAUGGGUGAUAGUGAAAUGACCUCUGAUUUGAUUGAUGAAGGAAAAGAGCUAAUCAGAAGAGAGAAAAGAAAACGACAGAGGCAGGAGGAAGGUGAAAACAGAAGAAGGGAAUGGAAGGAACGGUAUGGAAAUAGAGAUGAUUCCACCAGAAGCAGAGCUGUCCACACAGACCAGAAAGAAUCCAGCUUCUCAGAGACCAAUGCCAAUAGAUCACUAUCAAAGUAUACCCGUUCAAAUGGUAGGACUGAAAGAGAUAGAAUAGAACUCCUUCAGGAUGCAGAACCUUUGGAUUUUAAUGCAGACUCUGUUAAUGAUGACCCCCUUGAAUCGGACUCGGGAAGGUACCAGCCUGGUGGAAGAUACCUGUCAAUGUCUCGAAGCAAAAUAUUUGAUGAUGUCUAAGCUCAUCAAAGCUAAAGAAAAUUCAGUGGAAAUCUAGCUCCUACUCAUUGCUUGGAAUAUAAUGUAUUUACGAUAUAUCACUAAACCAUCAAAGACUCUUAAAAAAAAUAUGAAGGAACAACUCUUUUGGAAAUGCACGUGUAUGAUAACUUCACCACUUGUGAAUAUGCUUCUGCUGUUGUAGAUACUGUUGUGCAUCAGUGUGGGCUUUUGUGUCAUGACCAAAAGGAGAAAACGAUUUAAAGUUAAUAGAUGGUAAACUCAUAAAUAUACCUAGGGCUCAACUUGAACUGUAACAGUCUAAGUUUGGGGAAGAGAUUUUUUGGAAUUUUUAAUUUUGUAUUUUAACCAAUGCUGUGAGAGCAUACUGAUGCAUCCAAAGUGCAGUUAUAUCAUCUGUGCUUUUGCUGAGAAAGGUUGGACUGUAAAAUCAUAGUCACAGAGUGGUUUGGGUUGGAAGGAACCUUAAAGAUCAUCUAAUUUCAAGUCCCUCUGCCAUGGGUAGGGACACCUUCCGGUGUUGCUCAGCCCUCCAUCCAGCCUGGCCUUGAACACACCCACAAAUGGGGCAUCCACAAGUUCUGUGUGGCAAGCUGUGCCAGUACUCACCACCCUUACAAUAAAGAAUUUCUUAACAUAUCUAAUCUAAAUCUGUCCUCUUCCAAUUUUCACCCAUUUCCCUAAGACCCUAAAUGAGAGAUGUGGAACUCCAGGCAGCUCUUCCAAAUGCAGUUUAUUACAUCCAAGAUGUUACAGCAGUCCAGGGUCGUGGGCGACAGAGCCUGUGCCUAUGGCUGUCAGCUGCAGGCAGGCCUGGAGACCCUUAGCUUAGGUUGCAAAUGUAUUAUAUACUUUUCUUUGCUAAGCAUCUUAAUAGAGUAGAACCAAUCUAUACCUUAACUUUUAUCUAUAGCCUAUCCUACUAUAAUUACCAUAUUCAUGUCACUAUUCUCCAGUCACUAAAAGUUUUAUUACAUUACAGUUUAAGUUAGAAGUUCUUUUUCAGUUUUCUUGCAGUGGAAAAUUCUGAGGCCUUUUUUCUACUUGCAACAUCUGCUGACUUGUUUGCCUGUGCUGUCUUUCUGCUUGGUAAAAACAUCUUCUUGUUUGAGGUGGAAGUUAUACUUUUACUAAAAGUAUAUUCAUACUUUAGAAGAUAAUCCAACCUUGUUUUGGUUAUCAUUUUGAUCUUCUUGAAGGCAGAUUAAGAAAGGAAAUCGAGAAGAAUAUUGCAUACCUGGUGUUGUCAGGGAAACCUUUCAUCCAGGCCACUGGUGAGAAUAAAAGCAGGAGACUGAUCCACUGCAGCUGUGAGGAGAUGAGCACGGCAAAGGAAUUGACUCCAUCUCAUCUUUCUAAUGCUUACAUGUUUAUUGCUUUUAUCUUCCCUGCAGGAAAAAAAAAAAAAAAAAAAAAAAGGUAAAGGAAGAAGAGAAUUUUUAUUUUUUUAAAUGUAAAUAUUUUACUAUCUCUGUAAGCUGAGGGAGGUGAUUCUACUCUUCUGCUCUGCUCUGGUGAGACCCACCACUGCUGCAUCCAGCUCUGUGGUCCCCAGCACGAGGACCGUGGAUCUGUUGGAGUAAGUCCAGAGGAGAGACACAAAGACGGUCAGGGAGCUGGAGCACCUCCUCCGUGACGAAAGGAUGUGUUGAGUUUGUUCAGCCUGGAGAGAAGGAGGCUCCAGGGAGAUCUCACUGCAGCCUUUCAAUACUUCUGUGGGGAUUACAACUAAGACAGGGCCCAGAAGGGAUAAUGGUUUUAAAGUGAAAGAGGGUGGAUUGAAGAAAAAUAUAAGGAAAUAUUUUACAAUGACAGUGGUGAGACAGUGGCACAAGUUGCCCUGAGAGGUGGUAGAUGUCCCAUCCCUUGUAACUUUCAAGAUCAGGCUGGAGGGUGCCCUGAGCACCCUGAUCCAGCUGAAGGUGUUCACGUUCAUUGCAGUGAGGUUGGAACUAGAUGACCUUUACAUUCUUCCAACCCAAACUAUUCUGUGAUUCUGUGUAUAUAUAUAUUUUUUUAGAAGUGGUUUGAAUAGGGAAGUGAAUAAUUUUCCAGAUAGUUAACCAGCCACACUCUUUCUCCAGACUUAGUGUGACAAGUUACUACUCUUAAAUCUACCAAUCUACCGUCUAUGCAAUUCAGUUGACGGGAAUUGUCCUUAUUCUAUACUAACUUCCAGUUAUUUGUUGUCAGAUGUUUAUUUGCUCAGAGAACAACAUAAAUUCUGGUGUUUAGUCGUUAGCAGUUGCUAAUGAAACUACACUGAGUGUUCAGUGGGUUUUAUACCUUCUGAAAUACCAUCUGCCUGACUGUGAAAUUACCAGGCUUCUGAAUUAACUCUACCCUUCCCUCUGCAGCUCCACCUGCAGAGUGCCGUGGUGCUUGUUCAUCCUGGUGUCUGCUCUGCAUGCUGUGAUAAAGAUCUUUACCCUUUCGCUCCAUAAACGUCCUGUCUUUUGCAUCUUGUUCUACAUUGGUUCAUUACUUGCCAUUGCCUUCGGGAUUUUUUUUUGAGAGCUUUAUCAAAAAGCCAAAGUUGGUCAGGGCCCAGCUGAGAGAGGAGACAAUUUCCUUUCACGGGCAGCAUGACCUGGAUUGCAAAGAGAGAUUCAGCUCAUGAACAGAGGUCAGGUAAUGGAGUGAUUUAUGAAUGUGGGCUGCACACAAACACAAGAAAAGCUCUGAGGUUCCUCCCACAGAAAUGUCUAGUUAAAAGUGUGUGUUUCAAGUUGCUCAGCAAGAUGUGCUGUAACUGAGCCAGCGCCUAGACAUGUCUGUGGAAACCUGCUAAGCCUUUGAAAUCCAAGUGAAUGCUUAUAGUUAAAUCAUCCAUAGUCAAAAAAAUAAUUUCCAGAGUUUAGGAAAGGUCAUCUAUUCUAAGUAAACUUCAUAAAGACCGGAUGCUGGUGGGAAUUUUCUGUUCAUCUUUUCCCCCAGAGGCUGCUCCUCUCAUAAGCAUUUGUACUCAUGCUUUUUAUUUUGGAAGAUUUUGCUGGUUUCAAAUCUGUCCUGAACGAAUGUGCUUGAGAUUGCCUAAAAAAUCACCCACAAGGGUAUGAGCAAAAGUCAGAACUACAAAGCACAAUAAGAUUGUAAGAUUCAAUCUACUUACAGAGGUAAGAUUCAAUCUACUUACAGAGGACAACUGAGGCACAACAAGGGAAAGCAAGCAACAACAAAACCAAACAAAAUCCAGAGCAUGUCUGCUUAGAGCAGGAGCACAUACCUUGUACAGCAGCCUCUUUGUCAGCUGCAUGUGUGAUUGUCCCACCCAAAUGCUGCCACUUCCCAUCCCACACCAGCACACACUCUUCUGGACUGCUUGCUGCUUUCCUUGCAACAGGAAAUUGUGGGCUGCUUUCCAACAGAUCCCAGUUAAGAGUGUGUGAACAGGCGGCAGCCCACAUAAUGUUCAUAGCCCUUUCUCUCUUCUGCAUUCCCAGAAGGUCUCUGGAGAUCAAUUCAUAAAACAAAGACAGUGGAUGGAAGGAUGUUACAUUUUCACAAAGGAAGUAUUUCUGAAUAAGUAAAUUAUUAAAUAAG
This is a messenger RNA of Pyrgilauda ruficollis (rufous-necked snowfinch), 5836 nucleotides long. It is a transcript of the gene LMBRD2, whose product is annotated as LMBR1 domain containing 2. The transcript has 22 exons. Gene Ontology annotation, cellular component: membrane. Bases 227 to 2293 code for a protein of 688 amino acids. Lineage: Eukaryota; Metazoa; Chordata; Aves; Passeriformes; Passeridae. The record is from RefSeq and is a predicted model, not a curated record. Gene Ontology annotation, biological process: adrenergic receptor signaling pathway.